This is a messenger RNA of Aspergillus ochraceoroseus IBT 24754, 1092 nucleotides long. Its product is annotated as heme-dependent oxidative N-demethylase family protein. NCBI's taxonomy places the organism in Eukaryota, Fungi, Ascomycota, Eurotiomycetes, Eurotiales, Aspergillaceae. The record is from RefSeq and is a predicted model, not a curated record. The transcript is spliced from 3 exons. The coding region runs from base 1 to 1092 and encodes 363 amino acids.
AUGAAUAUCCUGACAUGCAUUGGGCUUGCAAUUCUUUUGCUGUCCUUUCUCGCCCUCAAACUUCGGAAAGGCCUGACCCCUCCGUCAUGGUGGAAGAACGCUACAGAGCGUACCGGCUGCAAUGACCUCAAACGAAUGGCCCCUUAUCCAGCUCAGCCCAUUCGGGGCAGGGAAAGAUACCGGGUUAUGAUGGAUGUCCGAAAGCUCGAUGUCGAGAAUUGGCUGACCCUGGACAAGAACUAUAUGGACGAGCAUCAGGUACGGGGCCAAUUGCUAGAGCAGGAGAGGAGCAAGGUCUUCCAGUGUCUUCCCGAGUCGUAUGACGCAUGCCUGGAGGCAUUGGAAGAAGUGGUUGAGUUUCUGUGCCAACGGUUCUCAAACAUGUUUGAAAUGAAGAAAGAUGAAGAGAAGACGACAAUUUACAACAAGAUGACGGGUGAAACAUUUAUCUUUGGCGGGGACAAAACCGGCCAAAUGGACCCUCUCGAGAUUGCCGUAAGAUUAACAAUGGAGGAUCUGAGCAUUUUAAUGAAGAAUGCAGAUGGAGAGUACUACCUGGCUGCCAGCGCAAGUCUCUUCCCCGUGGGUUGGACAGUCCAAGAACGAAUCGGAUGGACCAUAUCUCAGCUUCACAACCCAGUACCUCUUUGGCACCAGCAGGUUGCCAAUUCCGUUAGCAAGUUCUUGUGCCGCCUCACACCCAACUCCCCAAUGGAACGGUCCAAUUACUUCGUUGAAGUAAAACGACCUGACGAGGAUCUCUUUCAAACUCUUUAUAGACCCACCACCCUCUCUGAGGAUAAUCCAGAUCCAUCCCCCGAGGAUAUCGUCAUCCGUCGUGAACGGCAGACCUUCCGCCGACUACCUCGAACAGGGGCAAUCGUCUUUGGCGUCAAGACCUUCCUAACGACGCUGGAAGAGCUUCCAAUGCAGGAGCUGCAGAACCUGGCAAAAGAAGUCAAGAGCUGGCCAGAGUAUGUGGGCGAAUACAAGGGCAGAGAGAUCUGGGGCGCGAGAACUCUAGAGUUCUGUGAAAAGCGAACGAAAGAGCAGGAGAAAAUAGAGAAAGAAUCUGAGACGUUGGAGGUAUGA